AUGUCGGAAUAUGGACUGACUUCCAAUGGUGGGGAAGAUUUAUCUUUACCCAAAGCCACAGUUCAAAAGAUCAUUAGUGAAAUAAUGCCGAAAGAAAUCGCUAUAUCCAAAGAGGCACGUGAUGCUAUUACUGAUUGUGCCAUUGAAUUUAUCAUGUUACUUUCAAGUCAACUGAAUGAAAUUGCAGAGAAGGAAGCUAAGAAAACUAUUGCAUCAGAUCAUGUGGUUAAAGCUCUAGAAGAAUUGGAUUUCAAGAAUUACUUGGAGAUCAUCAAUAAAGUAUUAAAUGAACAUAAAGAGUUAUUAAAGGGCAAAGAAAAGAAGAAUAAUAAGUUUCAAAAUUCAGGUCUAAGUGAAGAAGAACUAUUAAGACAACAAGAAGAAUUGUUUAAGAAAUCAAGAGAUCGUCUUCAUAAUAAUGCCACGGGUCCUGAAGGAGUUAAGGAGGAAUAA
Lizanozyma spartinae is the source of this 453-nucleotide messenger RNA. RefSeq names its product negative cofactor 2 transcription regulator complex subunit (gene NCB2). Gene Ontology annotation, biological process: positive regulation of transcription by RNA polymerase II; chromatin remodeling; negative regulation of transcription by RNA polymerase II. Gene Ontology annotation, molecular function: general transcription initiation factor activity; protein heterodimerization activity; core promoter sequence-specific DNA binding. The transcript has a single exon. The record is from RefSeq and is a predicted model, not a curated record. NCBI's taxonomy places the organism in Eukaryota, Fungi, Ascomycota, Pichiomycetes, Serinales, Debaryomycetaceae. Gene Ontology annotation, cellular component: negative cofactor 2 complex. Bases 1 to 453 code for a protein of 150 amino acids.